Molecule: messenger RNA, 1422 nt
Organism: Colletotrichum scovillei
Lineage: Eukaryota; Fungi; Ascomycota; Sordariomycetes; Glomerellales; Glomerellaceae
Product: transmembrane alpha-helix domain-containing protein
Exons: 2
Coding region: 252-1322 (356 amino acids)
Source: RefSeq, a predicted model, not a curated record
GUCCGGGGCCCCCUGCAUGUCUGUAUGAGUUUCUGCCCUUUUGAAUCCUCUUUUUCCCUUCCAUCUUUCGUCUCCUGGGGAUUUUAUUUCUUGAUGAGUGAUCGUUCGGAUAUUGGGUUGAUUUUGACGUUUGGAGCCUCACUCGCCGUCUUGCGAACACUGCAUAUACGCGGAUAGAGCAACAGGCAGUCGACAACGACAAUCGAGUCAUUGUAGCAUCUGCUUACAAAGUCGAGAACGAGACAGCGACAAUGUCGGCCGUGACACUGGACUCGAACGUUUGGUACGCCAUCUCAGAGGGGCGUGUCGCGAACGUCUCAACACCACUCAACAACAACCUGCAAGAUACCAACAAUGGCCUCAGGGUUUUCGGCAAGACAGAUGCGGUGUGGCAAUUUCAGCCAGUGCCAAAUCACACCGGCCGGUAUCUCAUGAGACUGAGCUCGGCCGGCGUGAGCCAACAGCUUUCCGUGUGCUGGAGCUCGGCGGAGGUGCAUCCUAGUGGCACAAGAGGGUGCUUGAGAAAAACGGAGUCGGAUGAGACUCAGCAAUGGGACGUUACUGAAUGGGCAAGCGAACCAGGCACAUACAAGUUCACCAAUGUUGCAAAUGGCACAGGCUAUGUGCUCGAUGUUCACCCAGGAUCCAAUCUCUUCAUGUCGAGCGAGAUUGAGGGCUCCGAUAAUGUUUCGGCUCGUCAACCUGCUCAGCACUGGAUUAUGACAAGCUCAAAAGCUGUCAACGAUGGUGCCUAUUCCACCAUCUAUUCAGCAGACACUACCCCCGUUAGCACUGGUUCGGCAACAGCCACAGCAACCGGCACAGGAUCGGGCGCCGUCACUCCUACAGCUACCAGCGGGUCCGCCACCGCAAGCUCCACAGCGGGAGCAGGAUCGUCCUCAGGAGGCCUAUCGUCGGGCGCCGCCGCCGGCAUCGGUGUGGGCGUUUCCCUCGGGGCCAUCGCGCUCCUAGGUGCUGGCUUCUUCUUCUGGUGGCGUCGCAGAAAGGCCAAGAAGGAGGCAGUUGUCGAGCCGAGCGAACAUCACCACGAGCUUGGCCACGAUGGCAGCACGGUCGGUGGAAAACACAGCCCCGGUACGAUCAACGCCUCGACACUUUCUUCGCCUUCGCCAGCAAACGAUUACUACGGCGGACAAGAGUCGAAGGUUCUUGGCCAUACACAGCCGCACUCAUACGCUGCCGAAGCCAACGCAAAUCCAAUCUACGAAGCUCCCACCGAGGCCCGGUACGAAUUGGACUCAGGACACCAUACAUCACCCACUGGCCCAGCUCAACUCCCUGACGACCAUGGAAGAAGAUGAAAACAGAACGAUGGAAUGAAACUGCAAUACGAUGGAAUCGGCGUGGUGGGGACUUGGGCAUAAGAGCGUUCUCUUCCUUUUAUAUACCAUUCAGUGCCAG